Messenger RNA from Brassica napus (rape), 1639 nucleotides. RefSeq names its product magnesium transporter MRS2-7-like. The transcript is spliced from 12 exons. Gene Ontology annotation, molecular function: magnesium ion transmembrane transporter activity. Bases 1 to 1473 code for a protein of 490 amino acids. The record is from RefSeq and is a predicted model, not a curated record. Gene Ontology annotation, biological process: magnesium ion transport; transmembrane transport. NCBI's taxonomy places the organism in Eukaryota, Viridiplantae, Streptophyta, Magnoliopsida, Brassicales, Brassicaceae. Gene Ontology annotation, cellular component: membrane.
AUGUCGUCAUCUUCAUCCGACGAAGUUUUUGAAGAAAGAUUUGACGAAGUUUUCGAAGAAAUCUUCGAAGAUACAUUCACCAACAUAGUCGAGGCCCAAACCAGUCACCAAAGGAGCCGGGCUUAUAUUGAACGAAACCGUGAAGGAGGACAAGACCGCUUAUGGAAUGACUACUUCAGCGAAGAUGCGACUUUCUCGUCACAAAUAUUUAGACGCCGCUUCCGCAUGAAUAAGGACUUAUUCUUGCGUAUUGUCUAUGGGCUAUCAGAGAACUUUCCAUUCUUUCAGCAAAGAAGAGAUGCAACCGGGAGGUUAGGUCUUUCUGCACUACAAAAAUGUACGGCAGCAAUUCGUAUGCUUGCUUAUGGUUCUGCGGCUGACACGGUUGACGAAUAUCUCCGACUUGGUGAGACUACUGCACUUUCCUGUUUACAUAAUUUCACUGACGGAAUAAUACAGUUAUUCGGAGGACUCCACAAUGGGUCUCACCAUUGUGGAUGCUCUUACCCGUCUGCUAUUCUUGGUCGAGAGAGAGCCAUUGUUCUCAACUUAGAGCAUAUCAAGGCCAUUAUCACUGCUCAAGAGGUUCUGAUUCGUGAUUCGUCAGAUGAAAAUCUUAUUCCUGUCUUGGAGGAGUUUCAGAGACGCUUGCCUGUGGUUCAAGGAGAUGCUGAAGCGGGUGAAGAAGAUGAAUCACCGUUUGAAUUUCGGGCGCUAGAGGUGGUUUUGGAAGCUAUUUGCAGCUUACUAGCUGCAAGGACAACAGAACUAGAGACUUCUGCUUAUCCUGCUUUGGAUGAACUAACCUCGAAGAUAAGUAGCCGUAACUUGGAAAGGGUUCGUAAACUGAAAAGUGCCAUGACACGAUUAACAGCUCGAGUCCAAAAGGUAAGGGAUGAGCUGGAACAAUUGUUGGAUGAUGACGAUGAUAUGGCUGAUAUCUAUCUUUCAAGGAAGCUUGCUGGUGUAUCUUCAUCGGUUAGUGUUUCUGAUGAACCUCUUUGGUAUCCUACGUCACCAACAAUAGGUUCCAAGAUUUCAAGAGCAAGUAGAAUGAGUUUAGUGUCGGUUCGUGGGGACGAUGAAAACGAUGUUGAAGAACUUGAAAUGUUGCUAGAGGCUUACUUCAUGCAAAUCGACAGCACUUUGAACAAAUUAACCGCGCUACGUGAGUAUAUUGAUGACACAGAGGAUUACAUUAACAUCCAGCUAGACAAUCAUCGAAAUCAACUCAUUCAGUUAGAGCUUAUGCUAAGCUCUGGAACUGUUUGCAUAUCAAUGUACUCUAUGAUCGCGGGAAUAUUUGGCAUGAACAUUCCAUACACAUGGAACGACGAACAUGGAUACGUUUUCAAAUGGGUGGUUAGCCUGACAGGGACAUUUUGCGCAGCCUUGUUUGUGAUUGUACUGUCGUACGCUCGGUACAAAGGGCUUGUGGGAUCUUGGUGGUCCAAGGAAAAUAAACAGGAUUGAUCGUAAGACUUUGAUUGUAAAUGCAUGCUGUGUAACUCUUCACUCUUUGAAAUAUACGAUGAACGAUUAGGCGGAUACAUGGUUUCAUUACACACUCUUACAUACGUUACAUUUGAUGAAUAGUGUUAUGUACAGUUUCAUAUAAUAUAAAACUUUAAGUGUCAAA